This is a messenger RNA of Effrenium voratum, 1654 nucleotides long. The record is from the annotation of a GenBank genome assembly. NCBI's taxonomy places the organism in Eukaryota, Dinophyceae, Suessiales, Symbiodiniaceae.
CAACCAUUGGUUGAAGAUUCCCCAUGCGGCGAACUGCGAAGAAAGCAAAGAGGCUUAAGCGUUCACCGCUGGACUGUGCAAGCCUUUGGGGCUGGCGAUCUGAUGACCUGGCGCUUUCUGUUGACUGGGCAAGGCUGCAGACAGCCUUCGACCAGCUUACAGGUCCAGCACUUUGGGCCAACAAGCUGAGCUACCGGAAGGUGGCCAACACGCUCACACUCCACGCCCGCGGGCGCAAGGAGUCCCUGAUGUCGCUCUUGGAGAGGUCGGAGCCAGACUCGGACGCGAGCACACAAGCCGCCUCCCCGCACUUUGUGAUCUCUCCGGGCAUCGCGCUGCAGUCUUCGCCUGGGAAGGGCCGGGGCUGGUUUGCCACGCGCCCCCUUGAAGCUGGCACCCUGGUGCUGCUCGAGCGGCCGCUGGUAGCUACGCUGGACGUGGAAUGGCGCGAUGAGCCAUGGGCCGAUUGCGCUAGCGCAGAUAGUACCGCACUAGGACUAGAACUGGCGCAUUGCUACUCAUCAAGCUUGGCUUUGCUCCUCAAGCACUUUCAUCCUGAGGAGCAUAUGCAGGCUUCAAGUUCAGACGAUGAGGAGGAUGACCCAGAAGCAGUUGCUGCCAUGAAGGAUGCAAUUGCUGUUGGUUGGCAGCAGCUCGACAUUCCGGAAGCCGCAAAGAGUCGACUGCAAGAUGUUGUGCGCUUGAAUUCUUUGGGCUUUUAUACGAACUCGGAGCAGCUGUGUCAUCAUGCGAACUUCACGGCUCUCACGGGCUCUGGGCUGUUUGCUCUGGCCAGUGGCUUCAACCACUCAUGCGAGCCUACAGUGCAGCGGUGCUCAAUUGGCGACCUGACAGCCUUCGUGACAAGUCGAAGGCUGCAAGCCGGAGACGAGCUUUGCAUCAGCUAUAUUGAGUCCGAGCUCCUGUGCGCGCCGAAGUCCUUGCGCAGUCAGUCACUGAACAGAGACUUCACAUGUACCUGCAGACCCUGCACGUUGAAUCAGCCCCCUGAGCUUGGAGCGUCGAGGAACUUUAUGCGAAUGGACGCCCAAGUUCAAGCCAGGCUCACUUUGCUGCCGCCCGAGGAAAGAGUUGAAGCAGUCGCAGCAGCACUCAGCGGGCAGCUGGAUGAGGGAGAGGAGGGUGAAGAGGAGCAACCAGAGAAGGAUCACGAAGUUGAUGAGGAGACGAAGGAGGGCACCGGCAAGACCGUGGUCUUGCUCGGCAAAGAUGCUCAAGAGCUUCGCGUGGUUCAGGCUGUUGCACUCAUGCAGCUUGGGCGCUGGGAAGAAGCGCUGAAGGUGUGGCGAGUUCUAGCUGCUUUCAGCUGCCACCACUGCCCACCGUUUGACGAAGCUAUCGCGGUUUAUGCUACACAGGCGUCCCUGUGCGCUGCUGAAAUCACAGGCGACUGUGCUAAGUAUGCUCGUUUGGCGGUCGAAGCGCACAGAGUGGCAUGUGGAGCAGACAUCUUCAAGUGGCGAUACUGCAAGGAGGUGGAGGAGUCGAAGGCCAGCCAAGCGGCGAAGGAGAGCUUUUGGAGUGCUGCCAAAAGCAGCCUGCCAGUCAGGCCCUUCUCCGAGGCCGUGCUUGACUGGAAGUUCUCAGAAGAUGAGGUACCAAAUGCAAAUCAGACCUUUGGCUGAGGGUGGCA